Messenger RNA from Portunus trituberculatus (swimming crab), 1787 nucleotides. RefSeq names its product tachykinins-like. The transcript has 7 exons. The record is from RefSeq and is a predicted model, not a curated record. NCBI's taxonomy places the organism in Eukaryota, Metazoa, Arthropoda, Malacostraca, Decapoda, Portunidae. The coding region runs from base 351 to 1031 and encodes 226 amino acids.
AGGGUGAUGGUGGGCGGCAGUGGGCGGCUGGUGCUUUAUUUUACAUGGAUUUACGCUGAUCAGGAUGGUGACACGGUCCUCUGUUCGGUGUUGCCUGUGUGUGUUCUGGUGCAAGCUUGGUGCCUGGCAGGGAGGGCCAGGAGCUGCUGCUACUGACGGCCAGCAACACUGUAACAUUGCGUGACGUCACAGACCGGGCAGGGGAAGAUAAGUAGACAAGUUCUCCAGGAGUGAGUCUCCGCCAGGCCUUCACGGGAGACGCACGCACGCCGCCAGCUCUCUCUGCCCCCGACACACCUGUACUCAACUUACCUGUCUCUCCCGGCCAGGUGUUCUCUACAAAUCUCAGAAUGUCACGUAUGAUGAUGUGGGCGGCCGUGGUGCUUAUGGGCGUGGCGGCAGCGGCAGCGGGGGGCGCGGAGCAAGGCGAAGCAGGGAGCGACGGCCCCCGCCCUCGCCGCGCCCCCUCUGGCUUCCUGGGCAUGAGGGGAAAGAAGGAGGCGCCCUCACCCUCCCUCCAAGACGCCCCCGCCCCCCCCGAGGAUCUUCUCCCCUCUUUCUAUCAGCUGGAUGUUCCCCUCAGAGGCAAGAAGGCGCCCUCUGGUUUCCUUGGCAUGAGGGGAAAGAAGAGUGAAGAAGAGGAAGAGGAGGAGGAAGAGGGGAUGUACGCUCACCCCUCAUUUAACUCCGAAUUUGACAGUCUCGUGAAGCGUUACCCCUCAGGCUUCCUGGGAAUGAGGGGAAAGAAGGCGCCCUCUGGUUUCCUUGGAAUGAGGGGAAAGAAAUCGUCCAUAGAGGAUUAUCUCUCCUCCCCCGUGUCCCGCCAGGCCCUCCUCUCCCUCCUCCAAGGGGACGCCGCCCCCCCUAUGGAUGACGACUACUACUACUACUACAAUCCUGAAGGGUGGCGGGCUGGCACACACAAGCGGGCUCCUUCUGGCUUCCUGGGCAUGCGCGGGAAGAAGGACGCUUACCCAGGACUCCCCCAGGACAAGAGGACUCCUUCAGGUUUCCUUGGCAUGCGGGGUUGAGGAGUGAAAGGCGAGAAUGUCCUACCACAAUGAACCACCACCACCACCACCACCUCUACUACCACCACCACCACCACCACCACCAACCUGCCUCCACCUCCACCACCACCACCACCACCACCACCACCACUUCAAAACAACAACAACAACAACAACAACGAAAGAGAGAAAAAAAAUAAUAAAUCUUUCACAUUUUGCCCAAUAAAAAUAAUAAUAAUGAUAAUAAUAAUAAUAAUAAUAAUAUACACAUUUUUUUACAUCCGUUUAGAAAUUAGCUGUACAAACCGUGAUGUGUGGGUGAGGUGGAGGUGUGGGUGGGCGUGGGUGGGCGUAGGUGGGCGUAGGUGGGCGUGGGUGGGUGUAUUUACCUGUAAUCAUGUCAUCAGUCACCUGUGUAGUCUCGUUAAGGUACACAAGGCUGGGUAACUUUCUCUAAUGUAAAGUUCCGUGUAUCUUGAUUAGUCUUCCAGGUGAAUGUCACGUUUUCUUUGAUGGGUCUCUGUUUUCUUUCUCUUUUUCUUCUUUUUCCUUGCUUUUUCUUCCUUUCUUCGUUUUUUUUUCAUUAUUGUUUUUUUUUUCAUUUUUUCCGUGUAUCUUGUUGAGUUUUCCAGAUAAAUGUCACGUUUUCUCUGGUGGAUCUCCGUUUUCUUUCUUUUUUCACCUAUUUUUCCUUGCUUUUAUUUAAUUUUCUUCAUUAUAUUCCUUCAUUCUUUUCAUUUUUUUCAUUAUUUUCUUUAUUUCCUUCUAUUUUCUCAU